AUAUCAUUCUCUGUGUUUUGUAUCAGUAACCUCUUCACACUCGGGUCUACAACUCGUUCACAAUGCCGAUAUUCAAAUUGUUUACUAAUUUGCCUAAGAGCCAAAUUCCGACUGAUUUUGUCAACAAAAUUCUUCCUGUCCUGUCGCGGACUGUGAAAAAGCCUGCACAUCUCUUCAUCUGCAUGGUGUCCAGUGACUGCUCAUUGUCAUUUGGAGGCAAUUCCACUGAUCCCAGCGCAGUUGCAACCCUGGAGUCCAUUGGGAACUUCGGAGUUGAAGAAAACAGAAUCAUCGCUAAAGAGGUCACCGAAUUCAUCGAAAAGGAACUUGGCAUUCCCAGGGAUAACUUCCUGAUGUCAUUCUACGACAAGAGAGGCAGAGACAUCGCGAAGGGUGGAGUGACGCGCUUCCCUGCCACAUAAAAUACUUUUAUAACUAAUGUUAUCUAAAAUUUAAGUAAUUAUAAUAUUGUGUUUACAAUACAA
Spodoptera litura is the source of this 485-nucleotide messenger RNA. Its product is annotated as macrophage migration inhibitory factor homolog. Gene Ontology annotation, molecular function: phenylpyruvate tautomerase activity; cytokine activity. Lineage: Eukaryota; Metazoa; Arthropoda; Insecta; Lepidoptera; Noctuidae. The record is from RefSeq and is a predicted model, not a curated record.